Molecule: messenger RNA, 429 nt
Organism: Grosmannia clavigera kw1407
Lineage: Eukaryota; Fungi; Ascomycota; Sordariomycetes; Ophiostomatales; Ophiostomataceae
Exons: 3
Coding region: 1-429 (142 amino acids)
Source: RefSeq, a predicted model, not a curated record
AUGGACAAGCGCAAUCUCUUCAGCGGACGCCGCGGCCGCGGCCGCUGGCAGCUGUCGAGCGCGCUUUCCGACAGACCCAUCUCCGCUGGCCGCCACCAGCUCGCAGAUGCGCAGGCAUCUGCUAGUGGCCCUAGCGCAUACACUAGUGCAGGAACGUCCAGGCCGACCAAUUGGGACUUCCGCAGGAACUUCUCGAAGGUUUCAGAGCCCGCCCGGUUCGUACGAGCCUGCCAGCCAGUUCGCAGAAAGAGUCCCGUGCGCAAAUUCGUGGCGGAGAGGCAGACACUCGAGUCUGUACUACAUACGCCUUCGCCUUCAUUUCCCUUCGCCUCUCUCGCCUCCCUGCAUCGAAACGAAAGGCCCAAGAGGCUCGCUACGGGCAAGCGUGCUGGGCAGGAAAGGCACCGAUAUACGGACGACGAGGAAUAG